UCAUUUCAUUGAAUUAGAAAUAAAAUAAAAGAAUUUCUUGAAAAUGUCUUGCUGUGGAGGAAACUGUGGAUGUGGAUCUGAUUGCAAAUGUGGUAAUGGUUGUGGAGGAUGUAAGAUGUACCCUGAUAUGAGUAAUUACUCGGAGACAACCGCCGCCACCGCCACCACGGUUGUCGGUGUUGCCCCACGACAGACAUUCGCCGCGGUUAUGGAAAUGGGGUCGUCGGAGAAUGGUUGCGAGUGUGGAUCUAAUUGCAAAUGCAAUCCUUGCAAUUGCAAAUGAGACAAUAAUUUGAAAUAAAGUGGUGUUUUGUUCGAAUUAUGUAGUAAAAGUAACUAAUGUUGGAGUUGGUGUUUAUUAUAUGUGUUUGUUUGUUUGGAGGAGAUUGGUUGAUUGAUUUGAUCGAUGUUUUCUUCAUAAGAUAAGAAUAAAGACAUCAAAUCUGAUCGGUCUGAUCCGAAAAUAAAUGUUUUAUUAUGAUGCAUGUGUUUUUGUAGGAAAUAUAUCAUUAUUGAAUCAAUAAAUAUAUAUGGGUUUCUGUUCAA
This is a messenger RNA of Impatiens glandulifera, 546 nucleotides long. RefSeq names its product metallothionein-like protein type 2 B. Lineage: Eukaryota; Viridiplantae; Streptophyta; Magnoliopsida; Ericales; Balsaminaceae. Gene Ontology annotation, molecular function: metal ion binding. Bases 44 to 283 code for a protein of 79 amino acids. The transcript is spliced from 2 exons. The record is from RefSeq and is a predicted model, not a curated record.